AUGAGCAUUGCAGAGCUCCUUGCAAAUACACUCUCCGCCGACCAGCAAGUUCGUAGCGAUGCGGAAAAACAAUUGCAAACUUUUGCAGUCAACAAUUAUGGGCAAUACGCGGUAUUGCUGGCUCAAGAGCUUGCUAACGAAUCAGCGCAAUCAUUUAUUCGUACAUCUGCUGGACUGGCCUUAAAAAAUUCAUUAGUUUCAAAUGAGGGACAAAGAAAGCUUGAAAUUUCGCAACGAUGGCUAUCUUUAGAAGAGACCAAUAGGACGAAUAUCAAACAAACGGUGUUUAUGACAUUAUCAUCCGCAGAUUCUAGAGCCUCAUCUACAGCUGCACAGGUGGUCGCAGCAAUCGCGGCGAUAGAACUUCCACAAGGGCAAUGGCCUGAUCUAAUCAAAAAUAUGUUAGAGAGUAUACAAAAUACUGAUAACUCUCAACUCAAACAAGCUACAUUGACAGCUAUUGGAUUUGUUUGCGAGUCAAUUGUAACCGCACAAUCGGGUUCUAUCCUAACUUGCAUUGUUUCAGGUGCCAGGAAGGAAGAACAAAACCAAGAGGUUCGGCGUGCAGCUUUAAAUGCUCUAUAUAAUUCCUUAGAAUUCACCCGAGACAAUUUCGAGAGAGAGGGUGAACGUAAUUUUAUUAUGCAAAUAGUAUGUGAAGCUACGCAAAGUACCGAUGUGAAUGUACAAGGCGCGGCAUUUGAAUGUUUGGUGCGAAUUAUGCAGAUAUAUUACGAUAAAAUGCGGUUUUAUAUGGAAAAGGCCUUAUUUGGGUUAACUGUUGUUGGAAUGAAACAUGAUGAUGAACGAGUAGCGCUUCAAGCUGUUGAAUUCUGGUCGACGGUUUGCGAAGAAGAAAUUGAUUUAGCUCAAGAGGCUUUAGAGGCUGCUGAAACUGGAGAGCAGCCAGAUCGUUUGAGCCAUAACUUUGCAAAAGCUGCUCUUCCCGAAAUUUUACCUGUACUCUUGUGGCUGCUCACAAAACAGGAGGAAGAGGCGGACGAAGAAGAUUGGAAUGUUUCAAUGGCUGCUGGAACAUGUUUAGCUCUACUAGCUCAAUGUGUUGAAGAUGCCGUCGUUGGACCUGUUAUUCCUUUCGUAGAAAAUCAUAUUCGAAGCAGUGAAUGGCGAUUUCGUGAAGCAGCCGUCAUGGCUUUUGGAUCUAUUCUUGAGGGUCCUGAUCACAAAAUGCUCGCGAAUCUAGUAAAUCAAGCUUUGCCUGUUUUGAUUGAGAUGAUGAAAGAUCCGUCACCUCAAGUCAAAGAUACUACUGCAUGGACUUUGGGACGGGUCUC
Ambispora leptoticha is the source of this 1295-nucleotide messenger RNA. The record is from the annotation of a GenBank genome assembly. NCBI's taxonomy places the organism in Eukaryota, Fungi, Glomeromycota, Glomeromycetes, Archaeosporales, Ambisporaceae.